UCAGCACCAAAAAGAUCCUCAGGACUCUGCGAUGCGAGAAGAUGGUGCAUGUAAACACAGCGAGGGAGAUGACUGUGUCGUUUUGUCUUGACUGCAGUGGCCACUUGCAUAGAUAAACCCGAAGUUUGAAGUCAAAAAGACUAAAGGAGGUAACAUUUUAAACCGCCAGAAGCGCGUAAACGGAGCAGCAGAGAUGCGACGGCAAUAACAACACUUGAUGAAAUUGGUUGAGCCCCAUGACGACGCGUUAAAGCUUUUGCUGCGCUGCGACAGGCAAAAACAAAAGGACUGCUCUCAUGUCAGCCCAUAUGACAGGCUUUCUUGUGUAAUGGUCGCUGGUUUCUAGUGGGAUGCACAUCAGUGUUUGGCCGUACUCGCUCUCCGUCGUAAUGGCAGCUCUGUACCAGGGCACGGACGUUUCCUCUCCGGAUAAAUUUCUGGCCUUGAAAGACGUGAGAGAGGUGAAGGAGGAAACAACGCUGGAUGAGAAGCUCUUCUUGCUGGCAUGCGAGAAAGGUGACUACUACAUGGUGAAGAAACUGCUCGAGGAGAACCGACACGGCGAGCUCAACCUCAACUGCGUAGAUGUGCUGGGCCGGGAUGCCGUCACCAUCACCAUCGAGAACGAGAAUCUAGACAUCCUGCAGCUUCUUCUUGAACAUGGCUGCCAGGCGACAGAUGCCUUGUUGGUGGCCAUAGACUCUGAGGUGGUGGGAGCUGUGGACAUCCUCCUCAACCACAGGCCGAGGCGAUCCUCCAAGCCCUCCAUUGCUAAACUGAUGCAGCGGAUUCAGAACCCAGAGUAUUCCACCACCAUGGACGUGGCUCCAGUCAUCCUGGCAGCCCACAGGAACAACUACGAGAUCUUGACUAUGCUGCUGAAACAAGACAUCUCGCUCCCGCGGCCUCACGCUGUGGGCUGCGAGUGCACGCUCUGCAACGCUAAAAACAAAAAGGACAGCUUACGACACUCCAGGUUCCGCCUGGACAUCUACCGCUGCCUGGCCAGCCCCUCUCUGAUCAUGCUGACUGAAGAAGAUCCCAUACUGAGAGCGUUUGAGCUGAGUGCAGACCUCAGGGAGCUCAGCCUGGUUGAAGUGGAGUUCAGGAAUGAUUAUGAGGAGCUGGCGAAGCAGUGUAAGAUGUUUGCCAAGGACCUGCUGGCACAGGCUCGAAAUUCUCGAGAGCUCGAAGUGAUUCUUAACCACACAUCCAGUGAGGAUCACGUUGACAAGAGAGGCUUACUGGAAGAGCGAAUGAACCUCAGUCGACUCAAACUCGCCAUCAAGUACAACCAGAAAGAGUUUGUGGCUCAGUCCAACUGUCAACAGUUCCUCAACACCGUCUGGUUUGGAGAGACGGCCAGCUACCGGCGCAAACACACGUGUCUGAAGAUGGCCACGGUGCUGAGCGUGGCGAUGCUUUGGCCGCUGCUCUCUGUCUGCUACCUUCUGGUGCCACGCUCCCGUGUGGGCCAGAUUAUCCACACGCCCUUCGUCAAGUUCAUCAUCCACAGCGCCUCCUACUUCUCCUUCCUGCUGCUGCUCAACCUUUACUCUCUGGUCUACAACGAGGGCAAGAAAAACACCAUGGGCCCUGCGCUGGAGAUGAUAGAUUUCCUGCUCAUCCUCUGGAUCAUAGGGAUGGUGUGGUCGGAUGUGAAGCGUCUGUGGUACGAGGGUCUGGAAGACUUUCUGGAGGAGUCUAGGAACCAGCUGAGCUUUGUGAUGAAUUCCCUUUACCUCGCCACCUUUGCCCUCAAGAUAGUUGCUCAUAGCAAGUUCAAGAAUGUGGAGGACACAGAGAGGAAGAACUGGGAUGCCUUCCAUCCCAUCUUGGUGGCUGAGGGCCUGUUUGCCUUUGCCAACAUCCUAAGUUACCUGCGACUCUUCUUCAUGUACACCACCAGCUCCAUACUGGGGCCGCUACAGAUCUCCAUGGGUCAGAUGCUGCAGGAGUUUGGAAAGUUUCUGGGCCUCUUCCUGUUGGUGUUAUUCUCCUUCACCAUUGGACUCACCCAGCUUUAUGGAAAGGACCAGAAAGACCCAGACAAGAAUCCACCAAAGAACUGCGAGGGCAUAUUCUGCCAGCAACAGAGCAAUGAUGCAUUCCACACGUUUAUGGGGACCUGCUAUGCCCUUUUCUGGUACAUCUUCUCCCUGGCACACGUUGCGCUCUUCGUCACCCGCAUCAGCUACACGGAGGAGCUGCGCUCUUUUGUGGGUGCCAUGAUCAUAGGCACCUACAACAUUGUGGUGGUUAUCGUGCUGACUAAGCUGAUGGUGGCCAUGCUCCAUAAAAGCUUUAGACAAAUUGCCAAUCACGAGGAUAAGGAGUGGAAGUUUGCUCGUGCCAAACUGUGGCUAAGCUACUUUGAUGACAAGUGUACCAUGCCUCCUCCGUUCAAUAUCCUCCCCUCACCGAAGACUGUGUGCUACCUGGUGACCAGCAUGAGCAAGUGGAUCUGUUCGCACACGUCAAAGGGCAAGGUGAAGAGACAGAACAGCCUCAAGGAGUGGAAGAACCUGAAGCAGAAGCGUGAUGAGAACUAUCAGAAGAUCAUGUGUUGUCUGGUUCACCGCUACUUGACCUCCACGCGGCAGAAGAUGCAGAGCACAGACCAGGCCACGGUGGAAAAUCUCAACGACCUGCGCCAAGACCUCUCCAAGUUUCGCAACGAGAUGAGGGACCUGCUCGGCUUCCGGACCUCUAAAUAUGCCAUGUUCUACCCACGGAGCUAAAGAAAGACUAGAUAUAUCAUCCCCUUUCCCUUCUCCCUUUGACAAAACCUCUGCUUCUCGUUAAUCUGGGAGGCUGUGUGACCCGAGCAUGUGCAAAAACUCUUUUGAUGUCACAGACGCAACUUUUAAAACCUGGACCUUAACUAGAAAACAUAUAUAUGUAUUCUCCACUAAAGCCUCCAGACUCAGGCCCCCUAUGUAUUAUUCAGCUAACCCUUUUUGUAAAUAAAGAAAGCCAUUGUUUUCAACAGAAAGACGCUUUGAUGGCAUAAAGUGCUGAUUUUGCUGAAUACAAAUGCUGCUUUUCAGA
Messenger RNA from Cottoperca gobio, 3051 nucleotides. It is a transcript of the gene trpc1, whose product is annotated as transient receptor potential cation channel, subfamily C, member 1. The transcript is spliced from 13 exons. The record is from RefSeq and is a predicted model, not a curated record. Gene Ontology annotation, cellular component: plasma membrane; cation channel complex. Lineage: Eukaryota; Metazoa; Chordata; Actinopteri; Perciformes; Bovichtidae. Gene Ontology annotation, molecular function: store-operated calcium channel activity; protein binding; inositol 1,4,5 trisphosphate binding. Gene Ontology annotation, biological process: regulation of cytosolic calcium ion concentration; calcium ion transmembrane transport. The coding region runs from base 351 to 2741 and encodes 796 amino acids.